AAACAAAAGCCAAUGUCCUCCCUCGGAGUCCGCGGCCGGCCAGCUCCUGGGGGGAAGAAAGCCAUGCUGCCCAGCCGGUAAGUCCAGCUGUGAGCGGGGUGUUCUGUUCUUCACUUCCAGCAAGCCAGAGCUUUAUAAAUGGACACUGACAUGGACUACGAAAGACCCAACGUCGAAACCAUCAAGUGUGUGGUCGUGGGUGACAACGCUGUGGGGAAGACACGCUUGAUCUGUGCCAGAGCAUGUAACACCACGCUGACGCAGUACCAGCUCCUGGCCACCCAUGUACCAACCGUGUGGGCAAUUGACCAGUACCGUGUCUGCCAGGAGGUCUUGGAGCGCUCCCGAGAUGUGGUUGAUGAAGUGAGCGUUUCUCUCAGGCUUUGGGAUACUUUUGGUGAUCAUCACAAAGACAGGCGUUUUGCAUAUGGCAGGUCCGAUGUUGUGGUCCUCUGUUUUUCGAUUGCCAAUCCCAAUUCCCUAAAUCAUGUGAAAACCAUGUGGUAUCAAGAAAUCAAGCACUUUUGCCCUCGUACACCUGUUGUCCUCGUUGGCUGCCAGCUAGACCUCCGCUAUGCCGAUCUUGAAGCUGUUAACCGAGCCAGGCGUCCUUUAGCAAGGCCCAUAAAGAGAGGAGAUAUUUUGCCCCCAGAGAAAGGCCGAGAGGUGGCGAAGGAGCUCGGCAUACCGUACUACGAGACAAGCGUGUUCGAUCAGUUUGGAAUCAAGGACGUGUUUGACAAUGCGAUCCGAGCAGCUCUGAUUUCCCGCCGGCACCUGCAGUUCUGGAAAUCACACUUAAAGAAAGUUCAGAAACCUUUACUUCAGGCACCCUGCCUACCUCCAAAAGCCCCUCCUCCGGUCAUCAAAAUUCCAGAGUGUCCUUCCACGGGGACGAACGAAGCUGCCUGUUUACUGGACAAUCCUCUGUGUGCCGAUGUCCUUUUCAUCCUGCAGGACCAGGAACCCAUCUUUGCACAUCGAAUUUACCUUGCUACCUCUUCUUCCAAAUUUUACGACCUUUUUUUAAUGGAAUGUGAAGAAUCCCCAAACUGGGGGGAAGGCGCUUGUGAGAAAGAGAAGCAGAGCAGAGAUGUCUUGGGACGGACGUUGAGUCUUGAUCCAGAUGAGGAAAGGGAAGAAGGCUCCCCUAGGACACCUCAGGCUGACCAGUGGAAGUCCUCAAGCAAGAACCUGCUGGAAACCGUGGGGCCGGAAGCCGAGGGCUCAGCCCCCGAGGCGGCACAGACUCUGUCAGGCUGGAGCAAGGGCUUUAUUGGCAUGCACAAGGAGAUGCAAGUCAAUCCCAUUUCAAAGCGGAUGGGCCCCGUGACUGUGGUCAGGAUGGACUCCUCCGUCCAGCCAGGACCCUUCCGGACCUUGCUCCGAUUUCUUUAUACAGGGCAACUGGAUGAAAAGGAAAAGGAUUUGGUGGGCCUGGCUCAGAUCGCUGAGGUCCUAGAGAUGUUUGAUUUGAGGAUGAUGGUAGAAAACAUCAUGAACAAGGAAGCCUUCAUGAACCAGGAGAUUACGAAAGCUUUUCAUGUCAGGAAAGCCAAUCGGAUAAAAGAGUGCCUCAGCAAGGGGACGUUCUCAGACGUAACAUUUCAGCUGGAUGACGGAGCCAUCAGUGCCCACAAGCCGCUGCUGAUCUGUAGCUGUGAGUGGAUGGCAGCCAUGUUCGGGGGGUCGUUUGUAGAAAGCGCCAACAGUGAGGUCUAUCUCCCAAAUAUAAACAAGAUGUCAAUGCAAGCCGUAUUGGAUUAUCUCUAUACCAAGCAGUUGUCACCAAACUUGGACCUGGACCCACUGGAAUUGAUUGCCUUGGCGAACAGAUUUUGCCUGCCACACUUGGUUGCGCUUGCAGAGCAGCAUGCCGUUCAGGAGCUGACCAAGGCUGCCAUGAGUGGCGUGAGCAUUGACGGGGAAGUGCUCUCGUACUUGGAACUGGCCCAGUUUCACAAUGCCCACCAGCUGGCCGCCUGGUGUCUGCACCACAUCUGCACCAACUACAACAGCGUUUGUUCCAAGUUCCGCAAAGAAAUCAAGUCAAAGUCUGCAGACAACCAGGAAUACUUUGAGCGGCACCGCUGGCCCCCAGUGUGGUACCUGAAGGAAGAAGACCACUACCAGCGUGUGAAAAGGGAACGAGAGAAGGAAGACAUUGCACUAAAUAAACAUCACUCCAGACGAAAGUGGUGCUUCUGGAAUUCAUCUCCAGCCGUCGCCUGAAGAGGAAGAGAAAAAUAAAUCAGUAAUCUGAUACACCACGUUUAAAAGCACUACUGUAAAAUUAGUCGUCGUCCUAGAGAUACGAUGUAGUUCGGGUUUCAGGCACUGACCUUCCUCCACUUCUGUGCAUUUAUCUUUGCUAGGAUCAAAGCACAAGCUCACCAUCAAUGAGCCUGGACAAAAAGGGAAGCUGACUCUCACUGCAUUCCUUAAACUAAUAUGUAUAUUUUUUUGUUAGGAGGCUUAAUAAACUUUAGUCCGUUAUUUUGUUUCUUUUUAUACAAGGAAAAAGAAAAAUAACAAUCCAGCUUUCAUGUUUCAGAUUCCAAAUUGGAAACUAUUUUUAUAUGGUCUCUUGUAUUUUGUUGAAAUGAAAAUACUGUGUAUUACUUUAUUUUACAGGCCACCGAUUGACCAUGAAGUCUCCCUGUGACUCUCUGUGCCCAUAUGACCACCGAGCGUAACUCCCUAAUUAGAGGGUUGCUCUUUUGUUGUGAAGUAAAGGGUUGGACUGAAAUCCCCCAAAGUGCGAGUUGGAGAGUGUUUAAUCUUUGUUCUGCUAAAUAACAUUGGUAUAAUUACCAAGUCAACUCCAAGAAUGUGUAUUUACAAUAUUUGCUGUGUAAGUGCUAGUAAUUAUAUGGUUAUAUGUGCCAUGGAAAAUAUAGUGAUAUCAAAUAUUCUGUUGUUUAAAAUGUCUAGAUUCAAGAGGAUAAUCUUUAUAAUCAUUAGAAGGGCUUAUUAAAUCCCAGCAUUAUCCAGGGCAAACUCACUCGUGGACCUGAAUACAUAAGACACCAUUAGAGCAUUGGUGUUUGGAUUGCUGUAUUAGGGUUUAGGUCUCAGUAUUCUCUGAUCUCGCCAUGCUUCUGCAUGCAGAUUCUCCACUGACUUGAAUUGAGAUGGGCAAGGGAAAAGGUCCUGGAGUCCAUUCCGCCAUCUACAGGCUUGUCACAUCUCACCACCGGAAACAGGCUUCCUCAGGUCUCCCACCUGUGGCCAACUUUGCUUUGUAAAACACGUAUUUUUAACUCUUCCCAGGGAAAAUUCUUGUCGCUGCAGAAGUAGGCUAACGCAGACCACCCACUCCCGCUGAAAUUCAGCAGGGCCUGUGAAAGCACAAAGCUGGAGGCUGGGUCUCUGCCUUCUCCAAUGCAGAAAGGAAUCUAUCAAAUUCCAAGAGUCUAGGAAAUGGUGCUAUUGUGAGUUAGUUCUGAUUCAUUGUCAUCCUGAGUUUUCAGUGUUAAAAUAGAAAGUGUGGAGCAGGGGAGCUUUGGGAGGCAGUCAGUCGUUGCUUCUCUGUAAAGUAAAUGGUAUAUAGCUCACACGGAAAGCAUGUUUAGGCCUGAACUCCAUACCUGCCAUGGACAUUGUAUGGCCAGGGCUUGGGGCUCAUUGGGUUGGAAGGUCAAUUUUUUAAUGCUAAGGGCUUUUGAUUUUGUUUUUAUUUUUUAUUUUCUAGCUUUUCAGAAGAUAGAAGAGAGACAGUUGAGUCCAAUCCCAAUGUUGACAGCCAUAGGUAUUUGAAAAUCUGCCUAGAUUAUAGAUAGGCUUUUAUUACUGG
Messenger RNA from Tupaia belangeri chinensis (Chinese tree shrew), 3796 nucleotides. It is a transcript of the gene RHOBTB1, whose product is annotated as Rho related BTB domain containing 1. Gene Ontology annotation, molecular function: protein binding; GTPase activity; GTP binding. Lineage: Eukaryota; Metazoa; Chordata; Mammalia; Scandentia; Tupaiidae. The coding region runs from base 139 to 2232 and encodes 697 amino acids. The record is from RefSeq and is a predicted model, not a curated record. The transcript has 11 exons. Gene Ontology annotation, biological process: small GTPase-mediated signal transduction.